Sphenostylis stenocarpa is the source of this 681-nucleotide messenger RNA. The record is from the annotation of a GenBank genome assembly. Lineage: Eukaryota; Viridiplantae; Streptophyta; Magnoliopsida; Fabales; Fabaceae.
AUGCACUUCCCCAUUCUCUUCCUCCUUCUUCUACCUUCACUCUUCAGGCUUUCACAUUCAGCCACAAUUCUAGUAGACGGAUCUUCAGAGUGGAAGAACCCCACAGUUUCCAUCGGUGACUCCAUCAUUUUCAAGCACAAACAACACUUCGACCUCUACAUUUUCAAGAACGAGAAAGCCUUCAACCUCUGCAAUAUCACUCAAGCCACUCUUCUCACCAACCCCUACACGUGGCAUCCAUCUCGGCCCGGUUUCUUUUACUUUAGCUUUCACAAUGGGUCACUCAAGACAUGCAAAGACUCUGAAAAGCUAGCCAUAGAGGUUACUUCUUCAGCAAUGGUUCCAGAACCUUCUCCCGUGGCAACACCAGCUCCUUCCUCGGGUGGAGAGGUACCAUCUUCACCUUCAUUUCCAUGGCCUUUUCGCCCACACCAAACAGCUUCUUCACCUGGUCCAGCACCACAAGCACAAGUAGGUUCACCAGUGACAGUUCCAUUAGUGCCAGAUAAAGGUGGUGGCAUGCCCUUUAUUAACAGCAACCCUGCAGUUCCUCUGCCUACCGGUGAAGUUGACUCUGCUACCAUACGCCCCUUACCCACCUCUGGCCAUCAAGGACAGGUGAUGAUUGGGUCAUUUGGAUUACACAUUGCAGUGCACACCUUGGCUUUGCUAAUGCUGUGA